Quercus robur (English oak) is the source of this 651-nucleotide messenger RNA. RefSeq lists its product as uncharacterized. NCBI's taxonomy places the organism in Eukaryota, Viridiplantae, Streptophyta, Magnoliopsida, Fagales, Fagaceae. The transcript is spliced from 2 exons. The coding region runs from base 1 to 651 and encodes 216 amino acids. The record is from RefSeq and is a predicted model, not a curated record.
AUGGAGCAAACAAUACUAGAUAGCAUCCAAAAUCUACAACUCACUAAGGAAGAAGAAGAAGACAUUCAGAUCACAAACCAAAGUAGACCAAAAAUCUUAGAGGAAUGUGCAUUAAGCCUUUUUGGUAGGCUACAGGCCAAUAGGCAGCAGAAUCAACGUGCUUUGAAGAGCACACUAAGAUCGGCAUGGAAGAUGGGCUCAGACCUCAGAAUCGUUGAGAAUAAGGGACUGACUGCAGCAAACAUGGAGUUUACACACUCCCCUUUUUGGCUCCAAAUUUGGGGAUUGCCAUUUGAGCAUAUGUCAGAAGACACUGGGAAAGACAUAGGAAGCAGGCUGGGAAGAUAUGUGGAGACUGAUACAAGAUCUUGGCAUUUUGACCAAGCUAAGUUUAUGAGGGUUCGGGUAGAGCUGAUGGUGGACAAGCCUCUGCGAAGAGGUGGGUACAUCACAAGUCCAGAAGGUGCAAGACUGUGGGUCACCUUCAAAUAUGAGAGGCUCCCUGUAAUAUAUUUUUAUUGUGGAAGGAUUGGUCAUGAUGCUAGACAUUGUGCAGUACCAAUAGAUGCACAGAGCCAAGAACCCCAGUAUGGUGAUUGGCUUAGAGCCAACGACACAUAUAAGGGAAACAAUGAAAGAAGCAAACCUUGA